AUGGCGUCGGCGAAAAAACGAGUGGAAAUGGCGAUGGCAUCGAAAGCGAAACUGCAAACAACAACGAUGGCGAGUACUCCGCAUGUACAGAUUAACACGCAUGUUGAUGAUCCGCAGAAGUCACUGGAAGAGCUCUUUACGGAAGGCAUGCGGACACACGGCAAGCAUUUUGAACGCAAGAAGUCCAGUGUACCAGCAUCAUUUAAUCAGCGACCGGUAUCAUCACUGAAACCACAUGUUUCUUCCGCAGAAGGAUCAAGUGAUGAUGGGCUUGGCUCCAGUGGACGGCAAACUCUAAGUCCAAGUUCGAUUUCAUCCACACAACUCAAUACAUCUUACCAAGGACCUUAUCAUCCCAGGCAAAGUUCUGCGCCUGCUCUAAUCAAUUACGAAGAUAACAUUGAUCAUCACUCCAGUCGCUUGCCUUCUAGUGUAGCGCAUGCACCUUCCAAGUCGUUAAGUGUUAUGGCAGUAUCUAAUGUUGGUGAACAAUAUCAAGUUGCAUCUCAUCGUGCUGCGAAAAGUUGUGAUUUGGAUUGCGAGCCUAGCAAACAUUUCGAACAAAAUUACGCACCCCAAGGGCAACCUUAUUUUGUCGAUAAUGCAACAGAAGUAACUUACUGGAAUGAACCACGCGCUAAAAGUCAGUCGUUGGAUCCAAUGACUUUGGUAACCAACGAAAGUUCGAUGAUAGAACGGCAGCAACAGCAGCAGCAACAGCAGCAGCAGCAACAACAACAACAACAGUCUAUUUUGCAGCCUACGGCUCCUGUGUCGCAGACUGAACCGGACGAUGGUUUGGGACCCUUACCAGAUGGAUGGGCAAAACGUUAUGAUCAGAAUGGUGAAGCUUACUUUAUAGAUCAUAACAGCCGUGAAACAACCUGGUAUGAUCCCAGAAUACCACCAGAAUUGCAACAAGAACGCAUAUGGCAAAGGCAUGGAUGUACAAGACAGAAUUCUAGCCAAGUUAGGAGGAACGUUUACGAAGUACCGCAGGAUGAUUCAUCAGUUCGAAGGCAGCAGUUACAAAUGGAACGACGCGGUAUGCAAGAGCGUCAGCAACAGCUUUACAGACAGGGCUGGAUUGGACCACCGUGGCAGACCCCUCAACAGCAGCAAACUCCAGCAGUACCUUCUAUAGUACAGCAGCAAUCUGAAAUUCCUGCGGUGCAGAAAAAUUCAAAAUUCGUUUCUGGCUAUAAUGAAUACUAUAUGUCUGGUCAAACAGUUGGCAAUGAUUUUCUCGGGAGAACUCCGUACUAUGCUCAUAAUAGGAACGUAUCGAAUGAUUCAGCUGUAGACAAUACGAUGGAAAUCGAUUACGUAAGCGUAGGUACCGUUAAUAUGGUUCCAUUACAAAGUCCUCAUGAAAUUGACCCGAAUCUUGUGAGAGAAUUAAACGCACAAGAUUUGAAUCCACGUGAUUUCGAUCAAUAUCUUCAGUUAAACGAUAAUCGUUCAUCAGCAACCGUUGCUAAACCGUAUAUGUGA
Messenger RNA from Cercopithifilaria johnstoni, 1494 nucleotides. The record is from the annotation of a GenBank genome assembly. Lineage: Eukaryota; Metazoa; Nematoda; Chromadorea; Rhabditida; Onchocercidae.